Cephus cinctus (wheat stem sawfly) is the source of this 2612-nucleotide messenger RNA. Its product is annotated as ATP-dependent RNA helicase DDX42. The record is from RefSeq and is a predicted model, not a curated record. Gene Ontology annotation, molecular function: RNA binding; ATP binding; RNA helicase activity. The transcript has 9 exons. The coding region runs from base 149 to 2500 and encodes 783 amino acids. Lineage: Eukaryota; Metazoa; Arthropoda; Insecta; Hymenoptera; Cephidae.
UGUAUGGUGGUACCAAUGUAAAACUUUCAUGGCGAAGAAAAGUUUACUUCUCAGUAGUCACGACUUUUCAUACAGUGUCAGUGAAUUAUUUUUCAAAGUUGAAAUAGGUAAAGUGUAAGGGUAUUAUUUUCAGUGCAUCAGAUUAAAUAUGAGUUACCACCGUGGAGGUGGUAACAAACCCAAGGGAUUUGGGUUUGCAGGCUUCCAAAUGUCAGGAACUAAGAGAAGUGGAGCUAACAUACCUCCACCGCCUCAAAAUUCAGCACUCAGCAAACAGGGUUAUCAUACUAUGAAUGCAAUUACGGAAAAUGCACUGUCUGCAUGUUGGGGUAUACCAAAGAAACGCAGUAAGACUGAAGAGGAAUACUUUGAGGAUGACGACGAGCCACCAACUUCCUCAUUGGAAUACAUUCCUGCUCCUGGAUCACCGACUUACGACAUGAUGAAAAAAAAUGAUAGAAAGGGACGUGACAGCGACAGUGAGGAAGAUCCUUUGGAUGCCUUCAUGGCUGGAAUUGACGCUGAAGUAAAAAAGAAUACUUUUGAUGCUCAAUUUACCGAGGAAGAACGGAAGGAGGAGAAACCAAAAGGAUUCCGGGCUGAUAUCGAUGGAGAAGAUGACGAGGAGAGUUACUAUAGGUAUAUGGAAGAAAAUCCAACAGCCGGAUUGCAACAGGAAGAAUCUGAUCAGGAAAUAGAAUACGACGAGGAUGGAAAUCCUAUAGCUCCUCCAAAGAAGAAGGAUAUAGAUCCCCUACCAUCCAUAGAUCAUUCAGAGAUACAGUACGAGGCUUUCGAGAAGAAUUUCUACAACGUUCACGAGGAGAUUGCUAGCUUGGGGAAACAACAGAUUGAAGAACUGCGAAAGACUCUGGGUAUCAAAGUGACUGGACCGUCGCCACCAAAUCCAGUGACAAGUUUCGCUCAUUUCUGUUUUGACGACGCGUUGAUGAAGACCAUUCGCAAAAAUGAGUACACACAGCCUACGCCAAUUCAAGCUCAGGCUGUGCCUACUGCCCUUAGUGGUCGUGAUCUGAUAGGAAUUGCGAAAACCGGUAGCGGUAAAACAGCAGCCUUUAUUUGGCCAAUGUUGGUACACAUUAUGGACCAAAAAGAGCUCAAACAUGGCGAUGGUCCUAUUGGUUUGAUUCUCGCGCCAACCAGAGAGCUGUCACAGCAGAUCUACCAAGAGGCCAAGAAGUUUGGUAAGGUUUACAACAUCCAAGUCUGCUGCUGCUACGGGGGUGGUAGUAAAUGGGAGCAGAGCAAAGCCCUGGAGGGUGGUGCUGAAAUAGUCGUAGCUACACCUGGCCGAAUGAUUGAUUUGGUCAAAAUGAAAGCCACAAAUUUAUCUAGGGUUACGUUUCUCGUUUUAGACGAGGCUGACAGAAUGUUUGAUAUGGGUUUUGAACCCCAAGUAAGAUCUAUAUGUAAUCACGUAAGACCCGACAGACAAACAUUGUUAUUCAGCGCUACCUUCAAAAAGAGGGUAGAAAAAUUAGCAAGAGACGUUUUGACGGAUCCUGUAAGAAUAGUUCAGGGUGACGUGGGUGAAGCUAAUACCGACGUUACUCAACACGUCAUAAUGUUCCACAAUAAUCCUGCAGGAAAGUGGUCCUGGUUACUGCAUAAUAUUGUGGAAUAUUUGAGCGCUGGAAGUCUAUUAAUAUUCGUUACGAAAAAGUUAAACGCAGAGGAACUUGCGAACAACCUUAAAUUGAAAGAGUUCGAUGUUCUCCUUUUACAUGGUGACAUGGAUCAGGUUGAAAGAAACAAAGUUAUCACAGCUUUUAAAAAGAAAGAAGUCAGCAUUUUAGUAGCUACAGACGUAGCCGCUCGUGGUUUGGAUAUACCACACAUAAAGACAGUGGUGAAUUAUGACGUUGCGCGAGACAUCGACACGCAUACGCACAGAAUAGGAAGGACAGGUCGUGCUGGUGAAAAGGGAACGGCUUACACCUUGGUCACCGAGAAGGAUAAAGAAUUCGCUGGUCACCUCGUGAGGAAUCUCGAAGGAGCCAAUCAGGAAGUGCCGAAAGGUUUAAUGGACCUGGCUAUGCAGAGCGCCUGGUUCAGAAAAUCAAGAUUCAAGGGUGGAAAAGGUAAAAGUCUAAACGUCGGGGGUGCAGGAUUAGGUUUUCGUGGUAGACCAGAACCACCCUCAGGACAAUCCUGUGGUGGAUCCUCUUCCCAACCACCGAAAGACAUAAGCGAAGUUGUUAAGAAACUCGAAAGACAUGGACCAGGUAGCGACAGGCUUUCCGCCAUGAAAGCUGCCUUCAGGAGUCAGUACAACACUCAGUUCCGAGCAUCUUCCGAUCACACGUGGGAACAGACGAUACAGCCAGCUUCGGUGAUUAUGCCACCACCACCUCCUGUAGGACUUUCUGCAAAUUCUUCGACAGAAGAUGUUAACAGUCAAGACGGUCAGAACAGUGAGAAUCCAGGAAAUCAGGAAAAGGUGGAACGAAAGAGGGUGAGAAAAAGUCGAUGGGAGUAAUUUCGGCACAAUUUUAUUCUAUCGGCUAUACGAGACGAUUACGAUCGUUCAUUCGAAUAUAACAAAUAUCAAUUCGUUUUAUAUUAUAAUAAAACAUUUGCCAUUGUGCAAA